Gigantopelta aegis is the source of this 3657-nucleotide messenger RNA. RefSeq names its product sodium-dependent phosphate transport protein 2A-like. Bases 105 to 2471 code for a protein of 788 amino acids. Gene Ontology annotation, molecular function: sodium:phosphate symporter activity. Lineage: Eukaryota; Metazoa; Mollusca; Gastropoda; Neomphalida; Peltospiridae. The transcript has 9 exons. Gene Ontology annotation, cellular component: membrane. Gene Ontology annotation, biological process: sodium-dependent phosphate transport. The record is from RefSeq and is a predicted model, not a curated record.
UCGUAAUAUUAUAAUACGCGGCAUUAGCAUGUUGUCGGCAUUUGGAAACUGAACAGACCAAGUGUAGAGUAUUGUUGUUUGCGCAUUUCUUAAGACGGUUAAAAAUGACCGUUUUGUCAGAAUAUUUAGAAAAACUCGAAGGGAAAUGGAAUGGCGAAGAUCUUGAAACCGGAACACGUGGUCUAUCUGGGUUGACGAACGCACAUGGAAAUCUCGAGCCGCAAAAUGGAAACCUGCCCAAUCCCGACAGUGGUUUUUCUUCCGUGGUUUCCCUCCAGUCCGAUGGCGGCACCUCAGAAGUGACCAAAUAUGACUUGUCUCAGAGUGACUUGAGCAAAUGGCCUCAAUCGGUUUUGACGCCGGUACUUGAAGAUGGCAGUGGUGAUAAGAAAUCUGCGAUUCCCAGCCAAUCAGCUGCUUGGUGUGGCAAGGCGAAGGUCGCAGUUAAAAUUCUUGGCAUCUUCGUUAUCCUCUACUUCUUUAUCUGCUCACUCGACUUCCUCAGCAAGGCGUUCAAACUUCUUGGAGGAAAGGCAGCAGGCGGUGUGUUCUCUCAGAGUGAGUUGCUACAGAACCCCAUCACUGGUCUCAUGAUUGGAGUUCUCGCCACAGUGCUACUACAGAGUUCAUCAACCUCAACGUCGAUCAUUAUCACCAUGGUGUCCUCGGGAAUUUUAACAGUACAGCCAGCAAUCCCCAUCAUCAUGGGUGCUAACAUCGGUACCACGGUAACCAAUACAAUCGUGUCACUAGCUCACUCAGGCAAGGGGAGAGAAUUCAAACGGGCCUUCUCCGGUGCAACAGUUCACGACGUCUUCAACUGGUUGACCGUUCUGGUGUUACUUCCCCUUGAAGUGGCCACUGGCAUGCUUCAUAAAUUAACAUCGGCAAUAGUCGGAAGCUGUGACUUUUCUGCCUUGAAAGGGAAAAAACAAGAUCUUCUCAAGACUCUGACAAAACCCCUGACUAACCUCAUUAUCAAGAUGGACGAUAAUGUUAUUUCAAAGAUUGCUGAAGGUGACGAAGAAUACCUGAAUAAACGACUCGUUAAGGUGAUUUGCAAGUACGACGAGGUUGUGGUACAGAGAAACACGUCUGUUGUAGACGUGAACGAUGGUGUGACCGUUGCUGCCUCUGCUGUUAAUACAACUGCGAUAGCUGACACAACCUCACAUGGGUCGUUCUACCAGGUGGAAAAUAUCACUCUGAGAAUCAACAACCAAACUUGUGAUUCUCUGUUCAGCCACGUGGACGUGAGUGACACGGUCGCGGGAAUCCUGCUCCUCGUCUUCUCCAUCGCGCUGCUCACGGGCUGCCUCAUCGUGUUGGUCCGUCUCCUCCACUCCAUGCUGCAGAGCCGGAUAACGCGCACCCUCAAGAGAACCAUCAACGCCCGCCUGCCUGGCCCGUUUGCCUGUCUCACCGGCUACCUCGUGAUCUUGGUCGGGGCAGGACUUACAAUGCUCGUUCAGAGCAGUUCCGUGUUCACAUCCACCCUCACCCCUCUUGUCGGAGUGGGCUGUCUCAAGCUGAGACGCAUGUACCCACUGACCCUUGGAUCCAACAUCGGGACAACGGCGACUGGGAUUCUUGCAGCGCUGGCUGCACCGGCGAGCACCAUUGAUGUCGCACUGCAGAUCGCAUUGUGUCAUCUGUUCUUUAACAUCUUCGGGAUUAUGCUGUUCUACCCAAUCCCCUGUUUGAGGAGAAUUCCGAUCCGAGCUGCGAUUUGUCUGGGAAAAACAACGGCCAAAUACCGAUGGUUUGCAGUUGUGUAUCUUCUCUGCAUGUUCUUCAUCAUCCCGGGAGCUUUCUUUGCCCUGUCUCUAGCCGGACGGAUUCCUUUUCUGACCACCACAGCUGCAGUGGGAGUCGUAGCUGUGUUUGUCGUCGUAAUCAACGUGAUGCAGAGUAAAUGUAAGAACAGACUGCCUGGCUUUCUGAAGACUUGGAACUGGCUGCCAAAGUGUUUGAGGUCGCUGGAACCAAUGGACAAGGUGGGCAAGAAAUUGAUGGAAGUCUUUGGUAAAUGCUGUCCGUGUAAGAAAUGUGGCCCACAAGAGGAAGUUUCAGAUGAUGAUACGGAGGUUUCUGAAAGUGAGGUUACAGUAGAGGAAGAAGAUGCAGACGAAAUGGAUGAUGAGUGUGGUGCCCUUAGCAACGUCCUCUUCUGCUGUUGCCGGGCAAAAUCUAAGGAUGCUAGGAAAUCUGAUGAUGAAGGUUUUGUGGAAGAGUCUGAGAAAACGGACUUGAUGUCCAAAAGCAAACAUUCUGGUGGUGGUGAUGAUGAUGUAAAUUUUCAACCACAACAAAACAAGAUUUUUAAAGGUGUUCUAACAAAUCCAUGGAGUCCAUUAAGAACUGCUCAUCAGCAAUCACAUGAUUGUGUUGGCCCGAAAAGAACUUUAGGUUACCAGGGACAAGAGUCGAGUUCUCAGGCACCUCUGUUAUAUGUAGUGUCGGUAGUUUGAUGCUGAUAAGAACACUGAUGCUGGAAAAGUUGCCUUUCAGGUAUUGAGAGAAAAAUCUUCCAAGAAAAGUUUGAUGGUGGGAAGGAAAUGAGGAUGUCUCCAUUGCCUGUUUUGAUAGAAUAUGCUGUCCGUGACAGGAAUUGCCCACUGGGAAGGAUCCGAGAGAGACGUCUACUUUGAAGUUGAGAAGGCGAUCAGUUAACUGUGACCUUGUACAGACGAGUGAAAAUGACCUUGAAGAUCUCUCAACUGUUCAGAACGUGUGCACUAUCUAUGGUUCGAGAAAUCAUUUAGUGCAGAUUUGAAAAUAGAAACAAUUUUAUUAAAUAAGAUCAUGCUAAACUAAACUAAGCAUUUGAUGCAGUUUGUGCAUAAGAUUAUUUUUUAUUUUAUAUUUUCAAGUGUUUUUUAAAAUGUAAACAAUUUCAGUGACUAACAUCACACUAAACCAAGAUAAAUAUUUGAUAAUUUGUGCAUAAUGCUGUUUUGUUUUAAAAUAUUUUCAAACGUUCAUAAACAUUCCUAUCAAAAAUUUAUUUAAAUCAUGUUAAAAACAUGCUUUGUCAUACUGGUAGGUAUAUUAACAUAUCUGGGUUUGAAGUGUUAAUAAUUUCACCCCUUCACACAGGUUAUAUUAUAUAUGUGUACAUCUAGUCAAGACGUAUAUAGUUCUUCACAUUUGUGUUAUGUAGUUAUUUAUUGUGUACAAGUAAAUAAACAAUCUUGAUUUUUAAAACAGAUUUUAGAUGCAAACUGAAUGAACAUUUACUACUAGUUACAAUUUGUUAUAUAUAUAUAUAUAUAACUAAUAAACAAGUGUUUGAUGAAUAUCAAAACUAGAAGAAAAAAAAAAGAGUUAAUUUUUGUUUAAAAAAAAGAAAAAAGAAAAAAAUGCUUUCCCCCCACCUUUCCCCCCCACCCCUGUCUCCAAAAAGAAACAAAAUACUCAUCUUGACAUAAAAUGUCUUCAUUGGUUGAGAAAAACGAUGGGACACAUUUUUGAAUCUUUCAAUUUUACAUCAUCAUGUGAUACAAAAUCUCCUAAUGUCCUAUGCGGAGUAUACUAAUGGACAAAAUAAAUGAAAGGAUGGGACGUAGCCCAGUAGUUAAAAACUGUUGCCUGAUGCACAGUCGGUCUAGGAUCGAUCACCAUUGGGGGCCCAUUUGGGCUAUUUUAUAUUCUAGC